AUGAAGAAACCAAACAUUGUGAUAGUACUUAUCUUUGUUCUUCUUCUGAUAACUCAAACUCCCACAGAAGCAAGAACAAAUCCCCAGAAUAAACACAAAGAAGAACACCAAAAGAGAUCAAGAGGCAGUACCAGAAGUACAAGAAAAGAUCCAUCACACUGUGACCCUCUAUAUGAAUACUUCUUUGGUACUUGUGGCCAAUGGCCUUUCUCAACCGCGCCUUCUCCCGAAAAUCCAUUUCUCCCAACUCGAAGGCCACGUCCUCCUUCACCAUUGCCACCACCCCCCUUUCCGCCACCUUUGGCAACUUCUCCACCGCCUCUACUUUCAUCCCCUCCACCCUCAGCUCCACCACCUCAAGCACCACCGCCACCAGAACUCUCCCCACCGCCUCCGCCUCCAUUGGUUGCUUCCCCGCCGCCUUCACCGGAUGUACCACCUCCUUUCAUGCCAUUCUUUUUUACACCACCUCCUCCUCAGAGUCCACAACCGCCGGUUCCCUGGUGGCUAUCACCCCCAGAUAUAAAUCCACCACCAGCCUUUAUCCUUCCACCACCAGCUGAUCAGUUUCCACCGGCACCACCACUUGUUCCAAGUUUAUUGGCACCACCAGAGCAAGCCUGGCCAUUUCCAGGUGAAACCACUCCAUCACCACCGUUUUUCCCUGCAUUGUUACCUCCACCGGUGCAAGAUUUUCCUCCUGUUGAGCAUGCACAAGCGCCACCACUGAUCCCCUUGUUUUCUUCUCCACCUGAUACUCCUCAGUUACCAAUUUUCUCACCACAAUUACCGGAUACUUUUACGCCCCCCUUUGAAUCAACACCAAGUGUACCGAAUUUCUUCCAGACGCCUCCUGUAGUUCCUGAUAUUGUUGAGAAUCCUUAG
Messenger RNA from Pistacia vera, 885 nucleotides. RefSeq names its product leucine-rich repeat extensin-like protein 3. The record is from RefSeq and is a predicted model, not a curated record. Lineage: Eukaryota; Viridiplantae; Streptophyta; Magnoliopsida; Sapindales; Anacardiaceae. The transcript has a single exon. The coding region runs from base 1 to 885 and encodes 294 amino acids.